AUGCCCGAUCCUGUCUGCGCAGAGCAAUGCAUCAAGCUACUGCUUGCUCGCGGAACAAACCUCUCUGUUGUGGACAACAAUGGAGAUACGCUGCUGCACAAGGUGCACUUCGCCACGCCGGUCACAACCGUCAAGCUGCUUGCCCAGGCAGGGGCCCCGACGGACCAGGAGAAUAAAGAAGAGCAAACCCCACUGUAUUCUGCCAUCAACGCGGGUAACUUCGACGUUUCAGAGUACCUUGUUGUCCAUGCAAAGGUCAGGGUGAAUCUCAGGAUGUUGAUCGAUGCCAAAAUCGACCACACUGUCGUGCGUCCCAUUUUUGGUGGAUCGCUACUAUACACAGCUCUUGGUAUACGCGAUGAUGGUGUGCGUGCGAGAAUGGUGCGAUACCUGGUCGAUGAUGUCAAGGUUGACGUGAAUGGCCCAGGCGGCAUCCUCAAGUAUCCCAACAUUAACGCAGCUUUCAAGCGCUUCGAUUCCAGAGAUCACGUGGAUACGAAAAUUCUUGAUUUCCUCGUGCGCCGUGGAGCUGACCUCGAAGUAUCUGAUGAUCAAGGCCGCCAGGCUGCCCAUCUGGCGGCUAUAGGCAUUUCGAAGCAUGGCCUGCAAAUCCUACUUACUGGCAAGAAACCCGCAGAUACUAAUGCUACGGACAACUUCGGACGCAUGCCAAUCCACUUCGCUAAUUCGGGCUCGUUCUCUGACUGCUUUGAGUACCUCUUGGGGGGGAAGCUGGUGAAAGAUGUUGACGUGCCAGAUUCCGACGGAUGGACGCCGCUCAUGUGGGCAGCCCGAUCUACAAAUCCAGUCAUACAGGACAUGCUUACACCCAAGAACGCUGCUCUAGAGAGGAUCCGGAAUGGAAAGGUGGAAGUGUGGAAUGACGCUGACCACGAUAUCCAAGUUGGACACUUUAAGGGCCGAUUUUGUUCGAGUUGCUUCGCUAACAAGACAUUACAAUUCAUCAUCUGGAAAGUGCAGAUCAAGAUCCUGGGGUGCGAGUGA
Molecule: messenger RNA, 1005 nt
Organism: Cryphonectria parasitica EP155
Lineage: Eukaryota; Fungi; Ascomycota; Sordariomycetes; Diaporthales; Cryphonectriaceae
Product: ankyrin
Exons: 3
Coding region: 1-1005 (334 amino acids)
Molecular function (GO): protein binding
Source: RefSeq, a predicted model, not a curated record